This is a messenger RNA of Patella vulgata (common limpet), 1794 nucleotides long. Its product is annotated as E3 ubiquitin-protein ligase TRIM33-like. Bases 82 to 1473 code for a protein of 463 amino acids. Gene Ontology annotation, molecular function: zinc ion binding; protein binding. The transcript has a single exon. The record is from RefSeq and is a predicted model, not a curated record. NCBI's taxonomy places the organism in Eukaryota, Metazoa, Mollusca, Gastropoda, Patellidae.
UGAAGAGGAACUGAAUAUUGGAUAUUACCAGGAUUUAUUACUGUACAACAACUUGAUAAACAUUCAUUUUAAUAAAACACAAUGGCUGAACAGACAGAUCAUGAAGUAUGCAGUAUUUGUUUAAAUGACUUUCAGGAACCUAAAAUUAUUGACUGUCAACAUUCUUUCUGUUACAACUGUCUAGAGGAUUACGUUCACAAAACCUCAGCUAAUGGUCAGUUUCCUUGCCCACUGUGCCGUCAGAAUAUUAUUGUUCCUUUAGGUGGUAUGAAUGAAUUUUCAUCUAAGCAGCAAAUGGAGAAUGCCUCAACUCUACACAUUCAACAAUGUGACGUGUGUUUAAAUAUUCAAGCCACAUGUCGAUGUCGCGAUUGUCAACAACAUUUAUGUGAAUCGUGUAAAUCAACACAUGAUAAGUUUGAUGGUUGUAAAGGACACAUCGUUGUCAAGAUAGAUGGAAUUUCCGAACAAGGAUUAAAGGAAAUUACCUUUGAGAAACCAGUUUCUGAUGUGAAAGAAGAUAUACCUGAGAAUUCAAGAGGCACGCCCGUACACCCUGUAGAUUUCUGUCCAAAGCAUCCGAGAAAGAAAACAAAAACCUAUUGUAAAGAUUGUUUGGUGGCGAUCUGCCUUCAAUGCUUUCUCAAAGAUCACAACGGACACACGUUUCUGGAUCUACAAGAGGACGAUGUGCGCGAACAAAUCAGAGACGAACUAAAAACAUUAACAGUAGAAAUAGAAGAACAUAUCAACAAACUUCAAAAUCAUUUAACAUCUUUACAAAGUAAAUCAUCUGAAGUGGAAAAAACGGCCAAAACAGCCCGUAGGAAUGUUGAUACGCAUGUCAGAAAAAUUUGUGCUAAAAUUCACGAAAUUGGAGAAAACAUAAAAGACGAAAUCCAAAAAACCUGCAACGAUGAAAAUGAAAAAUUCACAAAGCUGAUGACAGACAUUAAAGGUUUAACUGAAGAUUUGCAAUCUGGUGUCAAACUUUCCACCAGUAUUCUAGAAGAUACCUCAAUUGUUCAAGUUUUGGAGAGAUUGCCAAAUGUGCGCCAGGAAGCAGACGAAUGCCGUUCCAGAAAGUUUAAUAUCCCAGAUGUCAUGUAUCCAUCAUUUAAAGGAGGGGACAUGAAUGAGCCAGUUCUACGAGAACAACUCGGUGAAGUAGAUAUACACCAUGAAACAAGAUUUAUUACAACAUUUAAUAUAAAUCAGUUAGAACCUGGUAAUGAUUUAUAUAGUUCUGUUACAACAUUUCACGGUUUACCGUGGUUUGUCUCUGCAGAGAAAAUGUUGCCUGGCAAAUCAAUAAAACACGAAAUGUUGAGUCUUUUUCUAUGUUUGAACGAAACAGUUCGACGUUCCGAUAUUUUAUCGUGUAAAGUUGAUUUCUCCCUGGAACUGAUCAACCAUAAAGAUGAAAAUAAAUCGGAGACAAGGCAGCUUACAUGUAGUUUAAAAAUGUUUUAGGAUAACGAAGGGUGGGGCUUGCCCAAUUUUAUUACGUGGGACAUAUUAACAAACCAAGACAAUGGUUUUCUAGAUUCCAACAACAACUUCAACAUAGAAGUUAUAUUGAAACUAAUGGAUAUUAAAAGAGUAAAACCCCGUCGUAGAAAUAAACACUAUCGUUAUCGCUAUCAUCACUACAACUGAUCUAUAUUUAUUCAGUUAUCGCUACAACUAAUCUUUAGUAAUUUAACUUAUCUAUAUUUAGUAACGCAGCACUACGCCUGUCCUAUAUUUAGUAUCUUAUCACUAUAACUGAUUUAUAGUUAGUAAUUCAUCAUU